AAGAAACCCCGCGACUGUGUCGGCUGCAGAGCCCUUAUCGCCGGAGACGCUGUACGUCUCAUAUGUGGGCAUUUCUUCGAGAAGCCCUGCCUUGUUUCGAUGGUUAGAACAUGCCUCUCCAGCGAGUCGCUGUUUCCGCCCAAGUGCUGUGACCAACCCAUUCCGAAGGCAGCGUUCGAGCCACUCAUGGAUGCCGCGCUUGCGACGCUCUAUGCCGAGAAGAGCAUGGAAUACGGCACGCUUGAGCGAGUGUACUGUGCCAGAGCCGCCUGCCGUCGCUUCCUCGGACCACAAGCGAAGGGCAUACACCACGUCUAUACAUGCCCUGCACCCGGGUGCGGCACGCGGACGUGCAGCCGGUGUAAGAUAGAGGUGAAGAAGGCAGUCCUUCACGCAUGCAGGCCAGAC
This is a messenger RNA of Phanerochaete carnosa HHB-10118-sp, 408 nucleotides long. RefSeq lists its product as uncharacterized. The annotation marks the transcript as partial. Lineage: Eukaryota; Fungi; Basidiomycota; Agaricomycetes; Polyporales; Phanerochaetaceae. The transcript has a single exon. The record is from RefSeq and is a predicted model, not a curated record.